This is a messenger RNA of Cryptosporidium ubiquitum, 2136 nucleotides long. Its product is annotated as tRNA dihydrouridine synthase. The transcript has a single exon. The record is from RefSeq and is a predicted model, not a curated record. NCBI's taxonomy places the organism in Eukaryota, Apicomplexa, Conoidasida, Eucoccidiorida, Cryptosporidiidae. The coding region runs from base 1 to 2136 and encodes 711 amino acids. Gene Ontology annotation, molecular function: tRNA dihydrouridine synthase activity; RNA binding.
AUGGAAGAACCACUUAAAAAAGUCCCAACAGAUGAAGAAAGAAGGGACUAUGUGAAGAAAUGCAUUGAAAAUUGUGAAGCCCCAAUAAUGAUGGAGUACUUGAGUCCUUUAACAUCUACAAAAUGUCAAACUGAGACUGGUUCUGAAGAGAAAGUGGGGGAAUUGAAAGAAGGCCAAAAUGAAACCAAUUCUUCAAAGAAAAGAAGUGUUAGAGGGUCUUUUAAAGCCAGUGAAAGAUCCCAGAAUUUGAAUUACAUUUCAAAGAUUGAUAAUUUAGAUAGACUUUGUUCAAACAUAGCAACUUUUGGAGAAUGUAAACUUGGCCAGGACAUCUGUAAAAAAAGUCAUAAUCUUGAGGAAUUCUUGAAAAUUAAACAUGAAGAAGCAGAAUCAAGAAUUUACAAUAAUGAAGAAUCCCUUUUAGUACAAAAGUCCUGUCCUCUUUUUGAAAAUUAUGGAAUCUGUCAUUUAGGACUUAAUUGUGAAUUUGGACUUUCACAUUUUAAUGAAUCUAUGAUGGCAAAUGUUAAUAGUAAUGGUGAAAAAGUUACUCCUGAAAAUCUUGACGAAUUCUCUAAGUCAUUUGAGAAGAAUAUUAUUGGUAUCCAAUUAAGAACCGGAUUGAGGCAAAAAACUAUCAAUUUCCCAAAAACUCAACAAUUUCUGGAUAACUUCUCUUCAUGUAUCAGUAAAUUUUCCAAAGACUGUGAAAAGAGAAAUCAAAAAUCAAGCUGUAAAAAAGGCCAAAAUUUUGAAAACCCAUUAUUAAGCUUAAACAAACUUGAUCAAUCAAAAUCCAUGUCUGAAAAAGAACCAAAUAUUAUUUCUGAUCUUGAAAAUCAACCAAAUUUUGAAAUUCCCAGUGAAUUCAAGCUUUCACCUAAAGACAUGAUGAUUGGGAUUUCCAAACAUGAAAGGGAAAAAUUCAAACAUGAACUUUUCAGAGAAAAAUUAAUUCUUGCUCCUCUUACUACCGUUGGAAAUCUUCCAUUUAGAAGACUUUGCUUAAAAUUUGGAGCCGAUAUCACUGUAAGUGAGAUGGUAUUAUGCAAUGAAAUUCUUUCUGGAAAAGCUUCUGAGUUAGCACUGCUUAAAAGAAGUCCAGAAGAGAAAUACUUUGGUAUUCAAUUAGCUGGUGGUAACAAGAGCACCAUUAUAAAAACUGGUGAAUUUAUCAAUGAGCAUUGUGAAUUUGAUUUUAUUGAUAUCAAUGCUGCCUGUCCCUUAAAAACUCUUCAUGAUAAAGGCGCUGGAAGUAUUCUUGUUGAUAGAGUUUCAGAACUUGAGGCCAUGGUUAAGGGUCUGAAAAAAGUAAUAGACGACAAACUAGUCACUGUUAAAGUUAGAAUGAGUCACGGAGGGUCGCCUAUUAAUAAAAAUCUCUUUGAAAAAGAGUACUUUGAAAACUUUGAAAAUUGGCCAGUAAUAUAUAAUAAUAUGAAGACUCAUAAAAUCUUGAGCAUCCUUUGUGAUUCUGGAAUUGAUGCUUUAACUAUACAUGGAAGAACAUCCUUUCAAAGAUAUACUAAAGAAGCAGAUUGGUCUUAUAUUAAAUACUGCUCAGCUUUGAAUUCGAAAUUGUAUUCAAAAAGGGUUGUCAACAAUAUCGAAAGCAAUAACUUUAAUAACAAAACCAAUCCUUUUUGUCCCUCAAUCAUUGGCUGUGGUGAUAUUAUCAAUUUUCAAGAUUAUCAAAAACAUAUUCAAAAUGACCAAGUUGACUCUGUAAUGAUUGGAAGGGGAGCUUUACUGAAGCCCUGGAUUUUUACUGAAAUCAAGGAAACUAGAAACUGGGAUAUUUCUUCCAGUGAAAGAUUUGACAUUCUAAAGCAAUAUGUUAACCUUGGACUUGAGCAUUGGGGUACUGAUAAAAGAGGAAUUGCUCUUACUCGAAGAUUUCUGCUUGAAUUCCUUUCAUUUUUUCAUAGGUAUAUCCCAAUUGGUAUUCUUGAGCAACCUAUUCAUACCCAAAAUUUUAAUUGGAGAACGCCUAAAUAUAUUGGUAGAAAUGACCUUGAAACUUUAUUGGCAUCUGGUAACUCUAGUGAUUGGAUUAAAAUCUCAGAAAUGAUUCUUGGGAAAGUCCCCAAUGACUUUGUCUUUGUUCCCAAACAUAAAGCCAAUAGUUCCCACUAA